CCAUAUUACAGGCUACUUUCGCGUCCGUCGUAAACAUGCCUAUGCGAGCGAAGGGGUGUCUCUGAUCAUCUGGAUUUUCUCUCUUUCUGUUACAGCCGUCCAAAGGGGCCGUGUGCCGCCCUCGCAGCCUGCCCUUCCCGGCCUGCCCAACCAAUUCCUGAACUCGACGGACUCAGUGACGACGUCGCUCAGCAAUCACACCUACCUGAGCAGCUACAUCUCGCUGCUGCUGAGGGCUGAACCCUAUCCGACCAGCAGGUACGGACAGUGCAUCCAGACCAACAACCUGAUGGGCAUCGAGAACAUCUGCGAGCUGGCGGCUAGGCUGCUCUUCUCCGCUGUAGAGUGGGCGCGCAACAUACCCUUCUUCCCAGACCUGCAGGUGACCGAUCAGGUUGCUCUUCUGCGGUUAGUUUGGUCCGAGCUGUUCGUCCUUAAUGCAAGCCAGUGCUCCAUGCCCUUGCACGUGGCACCCUUGAUCGCCGCCGCCGGGCUCCACGCAUCGCCCAUGUGCGCCGAUAGGGUUGUGCAAUUCAUGGACCACAUAAGGAUAUUCCAGGAACAAGUAGAGAAGUUAAAAGCGCUGCACGUGGACUCCGCUGAAUAUUCCUGUCUCAAAGCCAUCGUUUUAUUCACAACAGGUAAGUUCGCAGCUACAACUAUUUUCAUUAAAAAUAAAAUACGCCACCCUCCAUAAUCGUACGGAUCGACCACAAAAGUUAUUAACUUUUCCUUCCUCCUGCUCAUCCAUCCCAUUGUAAUUGAACCUAAUUCAACUACGACGCAACC
Messenger RNA from Nicrophorus vespilloides, 789 nucleotides. Its product is annotated as steroid receptor seven-up, isoforms B/C-like. Gene Ontology annotation, molecular function: RNA polymerase II cis-regulatory region sequence-specific DNA binding; nuclear receptor activity. Gene Ontology annotation, biological process: cell differentiation; anatomical structure development; regulation of transcription by RNA polymerase II. NCBI's taxonomy places the organism in Eukaryota, Metazoa, Arthropoda, Insecta, Coleoptera, Silphidae. The transcript is spliced from 3 exons. The record is from RefSeq and is a predicted model, not a curated record. The annotation marks the transcript as partial.